Fomitiporia mediterranea MF3/22 is the source of this 585-nucleotide messenger RNA. RefSeq lists its product as uncharacterized. Lineage: Eukaryota; Fungi; Basidiomycota; Agaricomycetes; Hymenochaetales; Hymenochaetaceae. The transcript has a single exon. The record is from RefSeq and is a predicted model, not a curated record. Bases 78 to 512 code for a protein of 144 amino acids.
UUUUAAAAUUAUUUUUGAAUUGAUAAGAUAAACAGUAUAAAAAUCUGACACUAUGCCACCAUCCAAAGGUGCUCAUAAUGCGCAAGAGAACCAGUGACGAGUUGCUCAAGGGAUGUAGCAGGCUACAUAGAGUAAGCUCUUUGCAAGAAUUCCGUUGCAAUCAAUUUGACAAACCAGAUUGCCCAAACACCAGAAUAUCCAACCGCCUGUUCACAUGCGAAAUUUGGACCAAGAGACCUGCACCGUCUCCGACAGGGCGACAAUUAUUUCACGUCGAGACCACCCUCGUUGUAACUGAGUUCCAGGGGCAUCAUGCCAUAACAGCCGCACAAAAAGUCAGACCACUCCGCUCUUGUCCUGUGUCCAAUUGCAAGCACGGACACAUCCCCGAGCCAGGGCGUUUGCCAGCGAAACGUUCCGAUAUCAAUAAGAGAAGCCCUGACUCGGAGAAUGGGGCACAUGUGGGUUGUCAGAUGGGGAUGACAUCCGCCAAUAGUUCGCAGCGAUGGUGAUGGCGAGGGCCGAGAAGUCCGAUAUCGGAAUGGCGUGGGAAUGGCAACAGCUUUGAUGCUUGCUGGCAGAGGA